Messenger RNA from Malassezia pachydermatis, 1071 nucleotides. Its product is annotated as ccaat-binding transcription factor subunit aab-1. The record is from RefSeq and is a predicted model, not a curated record. Bases 1 to 1071 code for a protein of 356 amino acids. Gene Ontology annotation, biological process: regulation of DNA-templated transcription. The transcript has 2 exons. Gene Ontology annotation, cellular component: CCAAT-binding factor complex; nucleus. Gene Ontology annotation, molecular function: protein heterodimerization activity; DNA-binding transcription activator activity, RNA polymerase II-specific. Lineage: Eukaryota; Fungi; Basidiomycota; Malasseziomycetes; Malasseziales; Malasseziaceae.
AUGUCGUUCUACCAGCCUAACCAAGGCGGAAUGCGCCCAGUUGGAGAGCCACCUAUGCCUAUGCCAGGAGCGCCUUCUGCGCAUGAGAAGCUAGGCGAGAGUGAGAAUGGCGCCUUAGUACCGGACUCGAACGGCGCAAUGGCUCCGGGGACGCGUCUAAGCUCGUUGAUCCAGCAAUACUCGCGCAACCCUGCACAGUUCCAGCGGUAUUUCUGGCGCUAUCAAAUGGAUUUGGUCGAGAAUGGAUUUGAUUCGGACGGCAAGGCCAUCGACUUUUUCAACCUAGGCACGAAUCCAAGUGGCAACAGCAGUGCUCUGCCCCUCGCUCGUAUCAAAAAAGUGAUGAAAAACGACGAUGAAGUCAAGAUGAUUUCUGCCGAGGCGCCUAUCCUGUUCUCGCGUGCCUGUGAAAUAUUUAUUGCCGACCUGACAUGCCGUGCCUUCAUGGUGGCGGAGGAAAACAAGCGUCGGACGAUCCAGCGCUCUGACAUUGCCAACGCCAUUGCGCGCUCUGACUUGUUUGAUUUCCUGAUCGAUAUUGUACCGCGCUCGGAUAUGAUGCGGAAUCGCAGCUCGAGCGUGCCGAUCCGCAACGCUAUGCCGGCGCCAGCGAUGCCGGCGCCUUUCCCUGGCGCGGGUGUAUCGCCACGGGUCAAUAUGAGCGAGUCGAAUGCCUCGUUUAUGCCUCUGCGGCCUUCGCAGCAAGAUAUGCGGCCACGAAUGGAUGCCAUGGACCCAGCUCUGGGUAUGGGCGCGCCGCCAGCGCAGCUGAAAGGCCUGCCCAAGGCGCCGAUGCCCAAUGAAUGGGGCUCUGGUAUGUACUCGUUCCCUACGGCGCCCAUGGGGGAUGCACGUAUGCAUCCUGGUGCCGGUCUCGGCAUGUCGGCUGGGCCUCCCCCGGUGGGAGGUGGACGGCCUGUCAUGUCGCGAGGCGGUGUGGAUACGGCGUCUUUCAUGGACGCGAAUGGCCCGCUAUCUAUGCCACCGCAACACCGUGGCUCGCUUUUAAAUAUGGUGCCCUAUCCAAUGAAUGACCAAUCGUCCAAGGGCGAUGGAAACGCAAAUGAAUAA